UGUGUGUCGCAUGGACGAUAGUGUCAAAGUCACGGCAGUGACGAUGUGGGUAUUUGGGCAAUAACGGUUAAGAGCUGUGGUCGAAGGCAGUGGACCAAACACAAACCAGAGCUGUGGUACGCGUUGCUGAGUUCUGAAAAGAACCAGAAAAGGCACCAGAAAAGUACACAGUACCGAAAACUGUUUAGAAACUCAAGGAGGAGGGGUCAUGACUGAUUAGGUCUGGCUGUCAUCAGAAAUACUGGACAAGUUUACUUCGUAAAGACGCAAAGUGCAACAGCGCGAACGUGAUCCCACGCAGGAAGCUCCUGGAGUGCACCCGGAUUCCUGGCCUGUAUGAUUGUGGGGGCUGGGAUGGGGAAUGGGGUUCAGGAAGGUCGAGGGGGACUGACACAGGGCGAGGUGCUGCCCCGCCACGCCCCCAGCCAAGCCGAGGGGAUCAAGCAGAGCCACUCGGUCAUCAGCUCUCUGUUCUCGGGGGCACUCGCCGGCGCUGUCGCCAAGACCUCUGUGGCCCCACUGGACAGAACUAAGAUCAUUUUCCAAGUGUCUUCAAACAGAUUCUCUGCCAAGGAGGCCUACAGGCUCAUCUACCACACCUACCGGAAAGAUGGCUUCUUCAGCCUCUGGCGGGGGAACUCCGCCACCAUGGUGCGGGUCAUCCCCUACGCCGCCAUUCAGUUCUGCGCCCACGAGCAGUACAAGAGGCUUCUGGGAGGCUACUACGGCUUCCAGGGAAAAGCCCUGCCCCCGUUCCCCCGGUUUCUGGCGGGAUCGCUGGCCGGAACCACGGCCACCAUGCUGACCUACCCACUGGACAUGGUCCGCGCGAGGAUGGCCGUCACCCCCAAAGAGAUGUACAGCAACAUCCUUCACGUCUUUGUGCGGAUCUCCCGCGAGGAGGGCCUGAAAACGCUGUACCGCGGGUUCGCCCCCACCAUCCUGGGGGUCAUCCCCUACGCGGGGCUCAGCUUCUUCACCUACGAGACACUGAAGAAGCUCCACACAGAGAACAGCGGGCGCGCGCACCCCUACUCGUACGAGCGGCUGGCGUUCGGGGCCUGCGCCGGGCUCAUCGGCCAGUCCGCCUCCUACCCGCUGGACGUGGUGCGGCGGCGCAUGCAGACGGCGGGCGUGACGGGGCACACGUACGGCACCAUCGCGGGCACCAUGCGGGAGAUCGUGGCGGAGGAGGGGCUGGUGCGCGGGCUCUACAAGGGGCUGAGCAUGAACUGGGUGAAGGGCCCCAUCGCGGUGGGGAUCAGCUUCACGACCUUCGACCUCCUGCAGAUCCUCCAGCGCAAGCUGCGGCAGCGCGGCUACGUCCAGCGGUACGGGGGACAGUGAGGUGUGGUGGGCAGGUCUCUGGUCUCAGGUCGUGGGUCUGGACCUCUGCAGCAGACACUGCUGUUGUACCCAGAGGGAGGUGCUCCAGCCCACCCAGCUGUGUAAGUGGGGAUCGGUACUGUGGGGGGAUCCCUGUGAUGUGCUGGUGUCCCAUCCAGGGCAUUGGGAGACGUGCUCUCUCGUCCACUUAACGCCAUGGAAACCAGGAUAAGCUCUGGCCGAAAUGAGAUGCUGUGCUUUGGGCAUGGAAAUGACCUCACACUGAUACUUUCUACGAAACUGCAGACGUACCCAUAGCUGAACAUUUACAGAGGAGUAGCUGAAAAAUGAACCUAAGAGUAGUUACAACUGAGAGGAGUUAAUUCAGAUCAUCUGUCUUGUUUAGUUGCACGAUCCUGUGAUGUCAUUCUGGU
Lepisosteus oculatus (spotted gar) is the source of this 1760-nucleotide messenger RNA. RefSeq names its product solute carrier family 25 member 42 (gene slc25a42). Gene Ontology annotation, biological process: transmembrane transport. The record is from RefSeq and is a predicted model, not a curated record. Lineage: Eukaryota; Metazoa; Chordata; Actinopteri; Semionotiformes; Lepisosteidae. Gene Ontology annotation, cellular component: mitochondrial inner membrane.